UUAUUUAUGACGUUAUAAAUAGGAAGAAUUAUAAUUUUCCUUAAUUCUAUAAAACUGGAAAUGUACACAAUUUUAGAUAUGUAGGGUCUACUCUUUCUUGAGGAGUCCAGCCGGACCUUUCUGCUUUUGUGCCGACUUUUAAUAGGAAAUGAACAGCAAGAUAUAGGAAAAGAAUUUAUCUAAUCUAUUUUAUAGUCCCCAUAUUUGCGACCCUUUCUUCAAGCUGAUCAUGGAUGCUCUCAAAGAAUGGCAAAAGAAAGACUCUGAUAAUUUCAUCAUUCAUAACAUUAGUGGGAUCAUCGAUAGCAAUGGCGAAUAGGAUUGAAGCCUUUAUGAUUUCCAGGUCAAUAACCGGAAUUGGGUUUGGAAUUACUAAUGCAACUUCCCCUUUGUUUAUCCACGAGAUCGCACCGAAAUAAAUGGAGAGCUGCUUUGUUAUGAAUCAUAUUAUUGUGGAUAAAUAUAGGAUUCACUUUGCCCCUUGUUUUACAAUUCUAUUUCCCACGAUUUGAUGCUCCUGAUACUUCAAGUCCUGAUUACUGCGAGGCCCUAAAAGGAAAGCAUAUUAUCUGGAGGGAGCUAGAAGCAAUGCCGAUAAUCUUAUCAUUUAUUCAAUUCAUUGCUCUUUUUAUGGUAUUUAGAAAAGAAAAUCCGAUUUAUAGACAGCAUCUUGAAUGAAAAUCAGGGUCUCUUGGCACAAGUGAAGAAUCUGGAGAGACGGAGUCCGGUAUAAACUACGAAAUACAGUUACAACAGUCAAAAGAGAAAUCGCCGUCUCGGAUUGAAAGAGACACUUGGACUAAUCUCUGGAAACCUACAGAGAGAAGGAAGCUUAUUGCUUCAUUAAUAAUUAGAGGAGUUGGACAACUCCUAGGAAUUAAUGUCCUAUUAAAUUUUUCUAUUUUAUUCACAAUUGGAGAGGACCCAAGAUAUAAUCUAAGAUUCUUCCUAUCAGCUAUAGCAUGCUUCCAUUCUUGUCUAGCAAUGGUGGUGCAUACCUUAGUUAAGAGGAAGCCUCUAUUGUUAUGAGGGACGCUUAUCUGCUGAUUCAUCUGUUCUUUACUCUUCCAAUUGACAGGUAAUUUAGAAAGGAGAGGAGAAGUGUUCCUCAUGUUUGACGGAUAUGCCAACACAAUUUGAACAAUUUCAUUGGCAAUCUUUGGCUUAACAUUUAUAAUCAUGAAUGCAACUAUUGUUCAUGUAUAUUGAACUGAUGUAUUAACUGAUAAAGGCAUGUCUGUUGCAACAUCUGGAUUAUACUUCUUCAAUAGUUUUACCAGAUUUCUACCAACACUAGCACUCAAUUUGCUUGGAUGGUUUGGAGGUGAAACAACCUUUAUCAAUGCAAAUCGGGUUAACUUCUUCAUGUUUAGUGGAUUUGCUAUUGUAGGAUUUUUCCUUAUUCUUAUCUUCGUAAAAGAAACCUUUAAUAAGAGCCGGGCAGAGAUUACCCAAGAAUUUGGGAAAGAAUUCUACAGCAACUCGAUCGAGAUUAUUCCUUUAAAGACUUCUGUUAAUUACUAA
This is a messenger RNA of Moneuplotes crassus, 1524 nucleotides long. Lineage: Eukaryota; Ciliophora; Spirotrichea; Euplotida; Euplotidae. The record is from the annotation of a GenBank genome assembly.